AUGAAUCAUGUCAACUUGUUAUGAUCGGUGAUUUUAACCUACCCAAUAUUGACUAGUCAUUGGACUUUCCUUCUCCCACAUCUAAAGGCAGUUUCAAGGAGGAACUUUUUUGCGAGAUUAUUACAGAUCAAUUCCUCUAUUAACAAGUUGUCGGUCCAACACACCUGCGUGGUAAUAAAUUGGACUGUGUAUUCUCAAAUUCUCCGAUGCUCAUCACGAACGUGAACUGCACAAAUCCAACUGAUCAUUACCUUAUCGAGUUCGAUAUCAAAGUUUGUUUUCAAGAAGCAAAAUCGAUAACUAGACGAACAGUGUAUGACUUCAAUAAUGCAAACUUCUAUGGUGCUUGUGAACAUCUAAUGAAUGUCCCUCUCGAUCCUGCGAUAUCCAAUAAUUCAAAUAUAGACGAAUGUUGGAAAUCAUGGAAAGAUCUAUUUCUCACAGCAAUAUAUAAAUUUGUGCCUAAAAAAACAGUCGUUGACACCAACACACCACCUUGGAUAGACCGGGAUGUUAAACACAUGAUUAAGAAGAAAUACACAGCUCUACGAUAAUAUCGUCAGAAACGAACGGAAGGACGAAAACGCAAACUCCGUCAGUUGACGCAGGAAACUAAGGACUUGAUUAAACAAAAACGCCAUCAAUACAUAGGAAAAGUUCAAGAUUCCGUCGCAAAAUCACCUAAGUUAUUCUGGUCCUACCACAAAAACAUAUCCUCCGCAAUAGAAAUUCCCCCACCUGCCAACACGUACAACAACUCAACUGCAACAACACCAUACAAAAAAGCAGAACUUUUCAACGCAUUCUUCGCCUCUGUUUUUCUUCCGAAGUCAUCUUCUGAAGAUGCAAACCUGAACAUGACACCGAAAACUGAAGAAAUAAUAUCUGAUAUUCAGAUCUCGCAGAAUGAAGUCGAGCAGUCCCUUAACCAUUUGGACACAACAAGGCUUAUGGCUCAAAUAGAAUACCACCACGUCUACUGAAAGAAUUCUCAAGAGAAAUCUCGACCAGCCUCUGCAGUUUGUUCAACAUGUCCUUAACAACAGGCCGCCUACGCAAUUUUCCCUUUCGUAAACGGUCUUUGCCAUCCCAUACGGUCUUUGCCAUCCCUGCUCGAGUUGCAUCUCGGGAGCUCGCGAGAUCUCGCCACGCGCUGCGCGCGCGUUUGCAUCAUUGCACGUGUUCGUGAAAAUGUUUAUAUAAAUUAUAUUUUUGAGUGAAAAAUAUAAAUGGCGGCAAGCAGAAACUUAGAAGGCUUUGAUGAUUUACUAGAUAACGCGUUAAAAAAAGUCGAUCACCGUAUUCAUUGUGAGAAACAGACACAAGAAGAAAAGCAGAAAUUUGAGAGUGCUGUUUUGGAAAAGCUUCCCGAGGAUUACCUUUACGAAGUCAAUGAAUGUUUAGGUACUGAAUCACAGUUUAAGUUGAAGAUAACUACAGAUAAUCUUUCGUCGGAUGAUUUAAAAGGAUGGCUUGCCGAAUUUCAAGCCCUCAACAAUGUAACUCUCAAAGUUAGAGCAAAGAAGAAAGAAACGAAGGGUUAUUCGAUCCAGCAUUACUAUAGAUGCCAACAUGACACUAGACGCUGGAGUCCAAGUAAGGACCCCCAGAGGAAGCUGAAAUUGAAUCCAGCAGCCAGAGUGAAAAAUACUAACUGCCCAUUUCAAAUGGCUGUAAAGAUAGAUGCACAAAACAACUGUGUUAUUGAUAUUGAAUGGGAGCACAACCAUUCACUAUGUACUUUGGAGUCGUCAAACUUUAAGGAAUUGUCUAUAGCAAGCAUCGAAGAAAUUAAGAAGCUGUAUGAAGCAGGUGAAACCCCGUCUACUGCACGCCAGAUAUUCCUAAAGAAAUUCCGGUCUAGCUGCUCGAAUGACCUAGAUUAUCAUGUGAAGAAAGCAGAUCGCUCUGUGGUACCAAGGAGACGAGACUUUUGCUACAUUUACCAGCAGUAUGGCAAGGAGAGAUUUGGCGGAAAGAAUGGUGAAAUGCUGGAUAAACUAUCUGCCAAGUUGGAUGAUUUCCACGAAGCUAACCCUGAUGCCUCGGUGGAAUACCAACAGUAUGGUGGUGAUAAUACUCCAUUGAUCAUAGCCAUAGUGACGCCAUUGAUGAAACGCAUACAUAAGUGUGUUCCACAAAGUGGGGAACUCAUCUUUGUGGAUUCAACGUCAAACACUGAGGAGCAAAAUAUUAAGGUGUUCCUUCUUUGCACUGCUAAUGUUGCAGGUGCAUUUCCUUGUGGCUUACUGAUAACCAGUGAUGAGAAAGAAAGCACAUUGAAACAUG
Paramuricea clavata is the source of this 2289-nucleotide messenger RNA. The record is from the annotation of a GenBank genome assembly. NCBI's taxonomy places the organism in Eukaryota, Metazoa, Cnidaria, Anthozoa, Malacalcyonacea, Plexauridae.